AUGGAGAACGGGCUCGGGUGCGCCGCGCUGGGCAGCAAGGAUGUGCGAGUUCGCGAGGGGGGAGGGGUAGAAGGACACCGAAAAGAAGCCUCCUACCCCACAUUAGGCAAGUAUACUUUAGUUUUAAGAAUAAUAAUGAUUAUUUGUAAAACGAAACGAAUGGUUUGUUUAUUGCAACUCGAUUGUCCAGCGCGAUUCAAAAAAGUGGAUGUCAGUGCAAAGGAAAUUCCGCGGCUGGGUGUGCGUGCGCGUUCUCAUGUAGGACUAAAGUUGCGUGCGGGGGCGAGUAGCCUUGAGCGAAAGGGACGCGGCGCCGUCGCCGCCGCGCCGCCUUCCCAGGACGUCGGGCAAACCGCUAGCGGAGCUACGGAGCAUCCAGAAACAGCGGAGUUGGCAGUCUACACAGCUGAGCGAGUAGACUACACAGCGGAGCGGGCAGUCUACACAGCUGAGCGAGCAGACUUCACAUCGGAGCGGGCAGUCUACACAGCUGAGCGAGUAGACUUCACAGCGGAGCGGGCAGUCUACACAGCUGAGCGAGCAGACUUCACAGCGGAGCGGGCAGUCUACACAGCGGAGCGGGCAGUCUACACGGCGGAGCGGGCAGUCUACACAGAGAAGUCACAUUCAGAGAAGACCCUUGGUUAUUUUUCUUUCCAGGAUUUAGGCUAUGAGAGAAGGAAUCAGUCUGUGAAGCUACACCCUGCCUGCAGUAGGUACGAACAACAAAGUUGCGAGUUGACUUGCAAGCCAGCGGAAGUGAGGAUGUCGCUGGCCGUGCGGCGCGCGGGCUCAGGCGGAGGGCGGGCAGCGCGCGGGCGUGCUCGCGUGCCGGGCGGGCAGCGUGCGCGGGCGCCGCGGGAUCGAUGCGGGCGCGGGCAGGCCGGGGCGGGCCGUGGGCAGGGCGCAGCGGCCAUUCGCUUGCGGCACGCCCCGCCCCCGGGCCCGCCCGCGCGCCCCGCCGAGCGCGCCUCGAACACCGCGCUCAGUGUUUCGCGAGUCGUCGCCCGCGGUGCAUGCGUCGCGUGCUUCAUACUCUACGCGUUACGUUGCAGAUGCGAGUUCGCCGCCGCUAGAAGCAUGCCGGCCGAGGAGGAACCCGCGGCGAUGGACGGCCGGGAAGCCGCCGACGGCUCGCCCCAGCAGUUCUGCCUGCGCUGGAACAACUACCAGGCCAAUCUGGCCAACUGCUUCGACCAGCUGCUGCAGACCGAGUCCUUCGUGGACGUGACGCUCGCCUGCGAGGGCCGCAGCCUGAAGGCGCAUAAGGUCGUGCUCUCCGCGUGCAGCCCCUACUUCCAGACGCUCUUCAUGGAGAACCCGUGUAGGCAUCCGAUCAUAAUAAUGCGCGACAUCAAGUACUGCGACCUGAAGGCGGUGGUGGAUUUCAUGUACCGUGGAGAGAUAAACGUGUCGCAGGACCAGAUCGCGGCGCUGCUCAAGGUCGCUGAGACGCUGAAGAUAAGGGGUUUGACGGACGUGAGCGGAGACCACGCGGUGCUGCGCGCUGGAGGCAUGGAGGCCCGCGCCGCCAAGAGGCCCGGCAGCCGCGAGGCCGAGUCCCCAGGCAAGGCCCGCCGCCGCUCGGGGGAUGGUUCCAGCCCGCGCACGUCGCCCGCCGACCUGCUGCACGCGCCGCCCGACCCCGCGGCGCCCGCGCUGCACGCCGACGACGUGGACAUCCGCCCCGGCAUCGCCGAGAUGAUCCGCGAGGAGGAACGGGCCAAAUUGCUUGAAAAUUCUCACGCUUGGCUCGGUGCCUCCACAUCGUCGAUCGCAGCAGAUAGCUACCAGUACCAGCUGCAGUCUAUGUGGCAGAAAUGCUGGAACACCAACCAGAGCAUUGUGCACAAUCUGAGGUUCCGCGAGCGUGGGCCCUUGAAGUCCUGGCGCCCGGAGACUAUGGCUGAGGCUAUAUUCUCUGUUCUGAAGGAGGGGCUGUCCCUCUCUCAGGCUGCACGAAAAUAUGACAUUCCGUACCCAACCUUUGUGCUGUAUGCAAACAGGGUGCAUAACAUGUUGGGACCCAGCGCCGAUGGCGGUGCAGAUUUAAGACCCAAAGGUCGCGGGCGGCCUCAGCGCAUCCUGUUGGGCGUGUGGCCGGACGAGCACAUCCGCGGAGUCAUCCGCGCCGUCGUGUUCCGCGACUCGCACGCCGCACACGCUGCGCACGCCGUGCACGCCUCGCACCACAUCAAGGAGGAGGUGCUCCCCGUCUAUCCUGCCAUCACGGAUGGUAUGACUCCGGUACCGAAUGUUUACCCCGUGCCGUGCGGCAACGGGCGCGACGGCGGCGUGUCCCCCAACGCCGCUGCCGCCGCUGCCGUGGCCGCCGUGGCGCACGGCCUGCGCCGCCAGAUGUGCAACAUGGUGGUGGCCGCGCAGAGACCACCCGACCAUCAGACACAUCUCGGCUUGCCACCGAUGCCACUGCAGUCCCCGCGCCUGCCGUCGCCGCUCACCGCCGGCCUGGAGUCCCCGCUGUGCUCUCCGCCGCCGCCCGGCCACGCUCUCGAGCCGCCAAAGCCCGCCGACCCAUUCCGACCCUUCGCCUCGCCAAGACCUGACAGCCGCUACAGUGAACGCGACGUCGUCGCUGAGAUCACCGACAUGGGCCCACCCAAGACCCCGGUAUCGAUGAGCAAGAACGGCAAGGAGAUGUCGAUGCCCGUGAAGAUGGAGCUGCCUCCAGCAGAGGCCCGCGCUGAGAACAUCUGAAGCGAGGCCGCGGGCGCGGCGCCGGUGCACGCCCCGGUGGGCGUUCCCCCGCCGCUGCCCGCUUACCCGUACUUCGUCCCCAACCGCAACUCCAUCGGCUACUUCUAAGCCGGCGGCGCGGGACGGGCACCGGCGAGGCGACGCGGCCGCGCGACACCGCACGCCUAGCCAAGUGCCACAAGUAUUUAAUCAUUCAUUAUGAUUUUAUCGGCAUUACUUUAUUAUAUUUAACUAAUUAUUAUUUAAAGUGGACUCGCUGUGCAAUACGUUGCUUGUUGUUUAGUUACGAA
Molecule: messenger RNA, 3008 nt
Organism: Pararge aegeria (speckled wood butterfly)
Lineage: Eukaryota; Metazoa; Arthropoda; Insecta; Lepidoptera; Nymphalidae
Exons: 10
Coding region: 1-2718 (905 amino acids)
Biological process (GO): regulation of transcription by RNA polymerase II
Cellular component (GO): nucleus
Molecular function (GO): protein binding; DNA binding
Source: RefSeq, a predicted model, not a curated record